Molecule: messenger RNA, 2041 nt
Organism: Patiria miniata (bat star)
Lineage: Eukaryota; Metazoa; Echinodermata; Asteroidea; Valvatida; Asterinidae
Product: C1q-related factor-like
Exons: 2
Coding region: 38-715 (225 amino acids)
Molecular function (GO): protein binding
Source: RefSeq, a predicted model, not a curated record
CUUCUUGGACCUGAUCUUCAAGAACGAACCGUCGAGAAUGAAGUUCUGCGUGGCAACUGUUCUUUCAAUCGCCCUCCUUCUGGGUAACUCCGUCAACCUCCGAGCUUCCGUUACUGGGCCGGCUCCCUCGGACGGCGAUGGUCCUGCGUCGCAGGUGUGUCCGAUGUGCUGCCAGGGACCUGCUGCAAUACCCGGCAUGCCAGGUCUGCCUGGACCGUUCGGUCAGCCAGGUCCAAAGGGUGAAGUUGGGGUUACUGGGCCUAAAGGUGAUGAAGGGAAAAAGGGUGAGCCUGGGGAGACAUCACACUGCUGCACCCAGCAGAUAGCAUUCAACGCGGUGAGGACGAGCGACUCGGAUACAUCUACGAGUGGCGACACCCGUAUGCCCUUCCAGGAGACCAAGACGCUUCUGCCGGGUACCAGCUUCGACCUACAGAUUGGCACAUUCACGUGUAACGUGUCGGGUACCUAUGUGUUUAUGUUUGCUGCGUGCAAACAUCCUUCAAGCAGCUCUCUGUCCGUUUAUCUCCGGAAGAACGGCGACUGGAUUGCCAAUGGCUAUAGCAAUGAUUCAAGUCACUAUGAGCUUGUGUCUGGGAGUGCGGUGUUGGUUUUGCGGCGUGGAGACACGGUGUAUUUAACCUAUCGCGGUAGGGCGCAUAGUAAUAGCAAUCACGACAUCACAUUCAGUGGCUUCCUGCUUUACCCUGAAUAAAUAAAACAAUCACAUAAGAUACGCGAGCAUCGUGUUGCUGAUUUUUGUUUAAUCACUUUCCAUUUUACCGAAACAAUAACCAAUGAAUUAAAAGAAAUAGUGUCCAAUGUCACAACAAUAUCAUUAUUGUAAAGGUGUUUGUAUUGGGCAUGCGCCGAUCUGUAUACAACAAUAGAUUGACACUGUGUGUGUGCAUGUUUAUAGCUUUAUGUAUGACUGAGAAUUUUUUCUUCAUAGUAAGGUAGCUAAUUGUUAGAAACCAAACAACACCAUGCUUUCAUUUAAGCAGCGCCACCAGAAUGUCUAGCCCUCGCAAAUUGUGUGUAAACGAUAACCUGACCUAUACCAGGAAUUCGUUAAGGCCAAAUUGCCAACCGCCAACCGUUUAUUUGCUACAUUUGGCUAUAAUUUCUCCGAGAAUAAAUGACACCAUUAUUUGUGUUAUUGCGUAAUUUAUGAAAUAAACAUGUUCAUUAAAAUAAUAUCUUUAUAGGUAUGCUAAAUUAUAUAAAAACGUAUAAAAGACAUACAGAAGAACAAACAAAAUAUUUACCUACCUACCUGGAUAAUUUUAGGGCGUUACUGUAAACACAAUUUGUUUCUUGGCCUUAUGUUCCCUAUAUGACCAACACAUAUGAUGUCAAUGUAAUCCAUCCAAUGUUUCACCUUUUAUUUCAUGUCACGAACAAAUUCUCAAGCGAUUCAAUCCGACUUAAAGCUUGACAUUUGGAAUAAUAAUUGUUUGAAAUAUUUUAAUGCUAUUCAUAGCAAUUUGUUGAGACGCUGAGGCCUGCAAGGAAAAUGGUACAGUUUAAAGGUGCUUUGGAAAAUAGAAUACACUGUUUUUUUGUUAAAUGUUUGCAUUAUUCGUCACAUUAUAAUAUGUGAGAAUUAUAUACAAGUAACAAUUGGCUGGCUAUGAAAACAGUGAGAUCACUUUAUAGUAUUUCAAGUAGAUUUUUUGUAUUGAUCUAAUUUGUAACACGAUAUUUGGACAAGAAUUUCCCGAGGUGUGAUCCAUAUUUCAUUGUAUAAGGACAUUAAUGUUCACACAUUAUAACGGGACUUCAUUUAUGUUCUAAACAUUUGGUAAUACACUAUUUUUGCACGAAUUCAACCCAAAUUCACAGACAAGUAACGAUUGAAAGACAUUUUAGCCAUUUAACUGAAAACAGUUGCGAUCAUUUGUCGUGAAAAUGAAGGAGCAAAACCCAAUCUGGAACAUGUAAACAUAUUUUCUUUAGAAUACAAGUCCUUGAAUAGUUUAUGAUUGUUAAAAUUGUAAUCACUUUGAUAUUAAAAGAUUCCUGCAUAUAAAGUCAGUCA